Messenger RNA from Thamnophis sirtalis, 614 nucleotides. The record is from RefSeq and is a predicted model, not a curated record. Lineage: Eukaryota; Metazoa; Chordata; Lepidosauria; Squamata; Natricidae.
AUUACUCACCAGGGUGGAAGCAGAAAUCAACUUUGCACAAGUGUACAUAUUCAGAGUUGUGAGGAACAGUUCCACGGUUUUGUGCAGACCUCUCUCUGCUUCUGUGCUGAACAGACCUCAGAUCAGGACAGAUAAGCCCUGCUGUCUUUCGGGUGCUCAGCAUGAAGUCUUGCCACUGCUGCAUCGGCAGUUCCAAACAAGCGCGGUGUCCAGGGACAUUGAUACUGCUGCCAAGUUUAUUGGUGCUGGUGCUGCAACCGUGGGUGUAGCUGGCUCUGGUGCUGGCAUUGGAACAGUGUUCGGCAGUCUCAUCAUUGGCUAUGCCAGAAAUCCCUCCCUGAAGCAGCAGCUCUUCUCCUACGCCAUUCUGGGUUUUGCGCUCUCCGAAGCCAUGGGGCUCUUCUGCUUGAUGGUAGCAUUCCUCAUUCUAUUUGCCAUGUGAAAAAAAACCAACAUGCACUUCUACACACUCUUCCUUUCUCCCCCGCCCCUCCUGUGUUUAGUCUAAUGUGUACGCUGAGCUGAGUGUUUUGUGGGAGAAAAGGGAAGCUCACCUGUUAACCAAAUCCUCCCUGUUCACUGGGGGCAAGUGAAUAAAUACAGAUUGGUAUACA